AUGUACUCAGCAAAUCGAACGCACCGUGCAGAAACGAGAAAUCGAACAAAAGAUGAGUUGCGAAAAGUCAUAAGCUCUAUAGAAAAAGUUCGGAAGUGGGAGAAGAAAUGGGUAUUGAUCAAAGAUACCGCGAUCAAAAUACAAAAAUGGGUUCCUGUGACAGCCCAGAUGAACAUUCCCCCAAAAAUUACGAAGCCUGCUAUAGAUGAGGACGCCAGCAAUACUAUACAAUCUACAGAAGAGAAUUCACAAGAUUCGGGUACAGCACCGAACGCUCCUCGACUCGCACGGUUUGGUGCCAACAUCAACGAUGAUUCUAAUACAGGAUUCUCUGAAACUGGCUUUGACUCCGAUUCCAACCAAACAUUCGAACCACAAAAUUAUCAACCAAGCACUGACCACGGCUCAACCGAUUUUAGCGCUAUGCGUGAUGCUGAAAUGGGUCAUUGA
Messenger RNA from Haemonchus placei, 450 nucleotides. Lineage: Eukaryota; Metazoa; Nematoda; Chromadorea; Rhabditida; Trichostrongylidae. The record is from the annotation of a GenBank genome assembly.